AUGGAGGUUGCCAUCCAGUUGCAUGAACAGGGCAACCCCGGAGUCCAGCAUCACCGACUCCCUCCCGACCACCAUCGCCCACCUGCGCACCAACCUCGGGCCCUUCUUCCCCCCCGGGGCCUCCCACUCUUCCUUUUCCACCUCUACGCAAAAGACGUCCUCCUCCCUUCUCUCCUCCCAACAACCAACAACAGCCUGAGCUCGAUUCUCUCCGCAGCCCUCCUCGCACCACUCCAGCUCCUCUGGAUCCACACAAUCACCACCAAACCCAUAGCAGCCAACGCCAAUUCCCUCAGACAACGCCUCCCCAGCCUAACAACAUGCGUCCGCUUCGCCCCCCGCCCCCUCGCCGUCCUCGAAGCCGUCGCAAGCUGGCUCGUCGCCCGGUACGCGACCAACAUCCCAAUCAUCCUCGCGGAGCAAACCGCGCUGGCCUUCACGGUCCGCGCAACCGCCGAAGCCCUGACGAGUCCAGACCCAGCCGAGGCCAUCGCCGUGAAGCGCGGGAUUGCCCUGCACGCUGUCUCCGUCGUCCCGGCCUUUCUGACUUGCAUGGCGACGCUCCCCGCGAGACUUGUUCUCGUCCGCAUGGCCGUCGCCGCCGGUGGCGAGUGGACGGAGGAUAGCACACUGGCGCCGUUGCGUGCGAUUGUGCCUAUUGACCCGCGGCUCCGGGGACAUCAUCCAUGCGGUCUGCUUGAUGCUUGGAGGGCUCUGCCGCGGGAGACGUGGGCGCGCGCUUGCAGGAUCCAAGCGGGCGCGUUUCUCCUGUCCACGGGCAUUUUCUUCGUUGGCUUGUGGGUUUAUCGCGACUUUCAUGAGGAUGCAUCGCUUUCGAUGAUGUGGUUCUAUCCCUAG
Molecule: messenger RNA, 858 nt
Organism: Aspergillus mulundensis
Lineage: Eukaryota; Fungi; Ascomycota; Eurotiomycetes; Eurotiales; Aspergillaceae
Exons: 2
Coding region: 1-858 (285 amino acids)
Source: RefSeq, a predicted model, not a curated record